Messenger RNA from Plasmodium gonderi, 1041 nucleotides. RefSeq lists its product as hypothetical. The coding region runs from base 1 to 1041 and encodes 346 amino acids. The transcript has a single exon. Gene Ontology annotation, molecular function: deoxyhypusine monooxygenase activity. Gene Ontology annotation, biological process: peptidyl-hypusine biosynthetic process. The record is from RefSeq and is a predicted model, not a curated record. NCBI's taxonomy places the organism in Eukaryota, Apicomplexa, Aconoidasida, Haemosporida, Plasmodiidae.
AUGGUAGGGAAUUUGAAUAGCACAGGAAGUCGCUUAAUUCAGUAUGAAGAUAGCAAUAAUAAAUAUUUUAUUAAAAAGUACUUGGUAGAUACAAGAAAUGAAUAUAUAGAAAAACAAAUGAGAGCAUUAUAUGAAUGUCGAGAAAUAUAUAAAGACGAUAUAGAUGAGGUAAUAAAUAUUUUGACCUAUGCAUUAGAAAAUAAUGAUAGUGUAUUAUUAAGACAUGAAAUAGCUUAUGUUAUAGGUCAAAUAAGUAAUGAAAAGUGUAAUGACAUUUUAAUUAAAUUAUUAAAUGAUAAAGAAGAAAAUUUAAUGGUUCGACAUGAAGCUGCCGAAGGGUUAGCAGCUAUAGGGAGUGAUUCAAAUAUUGAAGUAAUAAAAACAUUUUUAAAUGAUGAAAAAGUGGAAGUUCGUGAGACUUGUGAAUUAGCUCUGAUUUCUUUAUUAGAAAAAAAUAAAUAUACGGCAUGCCCAUGUAGUGAUAAAGGUAUCAUAAAAGAUGUAUUAAAAAAAAAAAGAAAUGAUGAAUUUGUUUCCAAAAAAUUUAAUACCAUAGACCCUAUAGUAUUUUCAUCAGAUGAUAAUACCAAAAGUGUUAAUGAAUUAAUUGAAGAUUUAAAUAAUGAAAACGUUCCUUUAAAAUUAAGGUAUGAAGCUUUAUUUAAAUUAAGAGAUAUGGAAACUGAUUUGUCUUUAAAUGCUUUAGGUGAAGUAUUAGUAAAAGAUAAAAAAUCAGCAAUUUUUAGACAUGAAGUUGCUUUUGUGUUAGGUCAAGCAUUACAUUUAAAUUCGUUAAAAUAUUUAAUUUUCUCUUUGAAAAAUGUUGAGGAACAUGAAAUGGUUAGACAUGAGGUUGCUUUAGCCCUAGGAUCUCUCGGAAGUUUAAAUAUAAAUUCGCAAGAAUAUAAAAAUGUUCAAAACGAAAUUAUAAGCACUUUAAAAACCUAUUCAAAGGAUCACUGUAGGGUUGUAUCUGAGAGCUGCCUCGUUGGGCUGGAUUACAUAGCCGAGAAUCUAAAUAUUGCAAUAGAAAUAAACUGA